AUGGGGAAAUCGUCUCUGAUCAGCCGCGCUUCUUUUCCCAUAAACACCAGACAUCCCACCACCAUCGCGACAUACUCCCCUCACAACGAGCUCGGCGCCGACAUGACCCAAGACAAGUCAACCAUGGCGUGCCCUUUGUUCCGCCUCCCCCGCGAGCUGCGAGACCUCGUCUACUGGCACUAUCUCGUCGUCCAGGACGGGUACCUCUGCGAUCAAGAUACCUUCGCGACCGGCAAGCUCAAACGGGCCGACGGCCAGCCCCGAUCCUCCCUCGACCUCGCCCUCGUCUACACCUGCAAGCGCAUCGCCCACGAGCUCGACCGCGGCGGCCUCGCCCUCGCCCUCAACACAAUCACCUUCACCACCCUCUACUCGGACCACCUCACCAUCCGCGCACACGUCUUCGGAAGCCUCGUCGUCGACGGCCUCGGCUACCUCAGAACCGCCAUGCUCAACUCCCUCGCCCCAAGCCUCCCCGAGCAAGCUGUCGCCCACAUCCGCGCCGCCUACCCGCAGUUCGCCCCGCUCCUGCAUGGCCUCCGGUCCGAACGCCCUCCCGUGCCCUCCCUCUCGCGCGUCGCCAACUGGCACCUCAUGAACACCCGCCACGGCCCCUACGGCGAGACCCCCUCCGUCUACCGCGACUUUGUCAGACACGCCCUGCGCGUCGCCGUCGACAACCCCGAAGUUGUCCCCGCCAUCCGCGCCUGGCUCCCUCCCUGCCCCUCGGAAGCAUACACGGACGUUUUCGACCCGCGUUAUUGGUAUCCCCACGGAAUCAUCGGAAACACCACCGAGCCCUGGGACAUACCGUCGCCAGCGGAGUUGGCCACCCUGGAGGCCUCGCUCUCCGCCGACCGCCAUAUCAAGGAGAUCAUCGCCCAGAACGACAGGUCCAAGUACCGCUUCUCCGCCGCCGCCGCCGCCAUCCACUUCCUGCGGUCCGCCCCGCACCACACGCGCAAGCACAUGCGCAAGGUCGUCCUCCGCGAAGACCACGAGGCCGUCGCCCACCCCGAGUCCCACGCUCUCGGCCUCGUCCCCUUCUGCCGGGAGUACCCCCUCCUGCGCAUCGAGCGGCGGGUCAGCCUCUGGACGAACGUCUUUCUGCCGGAUCUGAGGUACCCGACCCCCGCGGAACGGUGUGGCCACGUCGGUACCCGCAGCACCCCGAGCCUCCUGCACUCGGACCAGAUAACUGGCAACCUGGCCCCCUGGGUCAUGGAGGCCGCGGCGCUCGGCCCGGCCGGCAUGCCCCCGGGUUCCUUCUCGCUCGUCCUCGCCGACGACGGCGUCCCCGAGCUGUGCACCCAGAUAUUCGACUGCGUCGUGCACCGGGACGUGGCCUGGCAGCAGGCCUGGGUCGCGUCGGUGGGCGACGGCCUGUCCUGGCCCGAGCGUAGAGGCCAGGACGUCUUCAGGUACGGCCGCCCGCAUCCCCGGGCCAUCAUGUCCUACCGCGAGCCCCAAACCCACGAGGACCGACCGGGCUUCUGGGGGUACUUUUUCGAAGACUUUCCCCAGGCCGUGCGGGACAUGGUUGACGGAACGUCGAACGUCCGCUGCGAAUUCUUCCCGGGAACCCCGUGGGACGUCGCGGAGCUGAUCGUGCAAGCGCGGACGUGGGGCCCGCGUGCCUGGGAGAAGGAAUGGUUCAAGCACAGCCCGGCCCACUGGGAGACGGCGCCGCCGCUUCCCAACUGGGAGGCGAUCCUCAAGGGAGAACUGAAGGAGCAGCUUACGGAGCGCGAGCUCAGGUGGAAUGAGAUCUUUGGGGCUCAGCCCGGUGGUCCUCGGCUUUAUUAG
Messenger RNA from Colletotrichum karsti, 1806 nucleotides. RefSeq lists its product as uncharacterized. The transcript has a single exon. The coding region runs from base 1 to 1806 and encodes 601 amino acids. Lineage: Eukaryota; Fungi; Ascomycota; Sordariomycetes; Glomerellales; Glomerellaceae. The record is from RefSeq and is a predicted model, not a curated record.